Gopherus evgoodei (Goodes thornscrub tortoise) is the source of this 3662-nucleotide messenger RNA. It is a transcript of the gene TRIM3, whose product is annotated as tripartite motif containing 3. Gene Ontology annotation, molecular function: protein binding; ubiquitin protein ligase activity; zinc ion binding. The record is from RefSeq and is a predicted model, not a curated record. The transcript is spliced from 11 exons. Gene Ontology annotation, biological process: proteasome-mediated ubiquitin-dependent protein catabolic process; protein polyubiquitination; negative regulation of translation. Bases 217 to 2514 code for a protein of 765 amino acids. NCBI's taxonomy places the organism in Eukaryota, Metazoa, Chordata, Testudines, Testudinidae.
UCCCUUUGUUCUCCAACACCUUCAGUUGGCACCUUUGCAGGGAAGGGGCCUAGGCUGUUAGUUACCUGGAGACAGAGUGUUGGCCAUUCUCUGUGCAGACACCAUCACACCGGUUUCCUAGGGCUCUGCAACAAUCACACCCCCUUAUCCCCCAACCUAGGUACUUGAGAACUGCAUAAGGGAAGCAGAGGAACCCACACAGUAUUCAGAGAAAACAUGAAGAACAGUCCCACUUCGUCACACACCCGCUCACCAGAGCUAAUUCCCGAACUGGCCAGCAGGAGACACCGGUGUCUCCAGAACUAUAUCCCGCCCCAGAGCCUCACCCUGUCCUGCCCCGUGUGCCGCCAGACCUCCAUCCUGCCCGAGCAGGGCGUGGCCGCGCUGCAGAGCAACUUCUUCAUCACCAACCUCAUGGAGGUGCUGCAGCGCUCCCCCGAGGGCAGCAGCCGCCCGGACGCCGCCGCGCUGGACCCCGUCAGCGCCGUCACUGGCCAGCCGCUCUCCUGCCCCAACCACGAGGGCAAGGUGAUGGAGUUCUACUGCGAGUCGUGCGAAACGGCCAUGUGCCACGAGUGCACGGAGGGCGAGCACCGGGAGCACGUCACCGUGCCGCUGCGCAACGUGGUGGAGCACCACAAGGCCUCGCUGCAGCAGCAGCUCGACGCCAUCAAGAGCCGGCUGCCCCAGCUGACGGCUGCCAUCGGGCUGGUGACCGAGAUCAGCAAGCAGCUCACGGAGCGGAAGAACGCCGCCGUGGGCGAGAUCAGCGGCUCCUUCGCGGAGCUGGAGCAGGCCCUGCAGCAGCGCAAGGGGCUGCUCGUGCGUGACCUGGAGGCCACCUGCAGCGCCAAGCAGAAGGUGCUGCAGGCCCAGCUGGACGCCCUGCGGCAGGGCCAGGAGAACAUCCUGAGCAGCUGCACGUUCACGGAGCAGGCACUGCACCACGGCACGGAGACGGAGGUGCUGCUGGUGAAGAAGCAGAUGAGUGAGCGGCUCAGCGCCCUGGCCAGCCAGGAGUUCCCCGAGCAGCCGCAGGAGAACGACCAGCUGGACUUCGUGGUGGAGACGGACGGCGUCCGCAAGUCCAUCCUCAACCUGGGCGUGCUCAUCACCACCAGCGCCAUCGCCCAUAAGACGGUGGCCACAGGCGAGGGGCUGCGGCACGCGGUGGUGGGGCAGCCCUCCUCCCUCACCAUCACCACCAAGGACAAGGACGGCGAGUUGGUGCGCAGCGGCAGCGCCAGCCUGCAGGCCCAGGUGACGGCGCCCGAUGGCAGCCGGGCCGAGGUCGAGGUGCUGGACAACAAGAACGGCACCUAUGAGCUGGUGUACACGCCGCGGCAGGAGGGCGACUUCCUGCUCUCCAUCCUGCUCUAUGGGCAGCCCAUCAGGGGCAGCCCCUUCCGCACCAAGGCCCUCAAGGCCUGCGACAUGCCUCCCUCGCCCGACGACGUCAAGCGCCGCGUCAAGUCCCCCAGCAGCGGGCACAUCCGGCAGAAGGCCGUGCGGCGCCCCUCCAGCAUGUACGGCAGCGGCAAGAAGAAGGAGAACCCCAUCGAGGACGAGCUCAUCUUCCGCGUAGGAAGCCGAGGCCGGGAGAAGGGGGAAUUCACCAACCUGCAGGGCAUCUCCACCUCCAGCUCUGGUCGCAUCGUCGUGGCUGACAGCAAUAACCAGUGUGUGCAGGUCUUCUCCAACGAGGGUCAGUUCCGGCUGCGCUUCGGCAUGCGGGGCCGCUCCCCUGGGCAGCUUCAGCGCCCUACCGGCGUCACGGUCGACAUGAACGGGGACAUCAUCAUCGCUGACUACGACAACCGCUGGGUCAGCAUCUUCUCCCCCGAGGGCAAGUUCAAGACGAAGAUUGGGUCUGGGCGGCUGAUGGGCCCUAAGGGCGUGGCCGUGGACCGCAAUGGCCACAUCAUCGUGGUGGACAACAAGGCCUGCUGCGUCUUCAUCUUCCAGUCCAAUGGGAAGCUGGUGACCAAGUUUGGCGGCCGCGGGACGGCGGAGCGGCAGUUUGCAGGUACCCUUGAUGGGCCCCACUUCGUCGCUGUUAACAACAAGAACGAGAUUGUGGUGACCGACUUCCACAACCACUCGGUGAAGGUGUACAGCGCCGACGGCGAGUUCCUCUUCAAGUUCGGCUCCCACGGGGAGGGAAACGGGCAGUUCAACGCCCCCACCGGCGUGGCCGUCGACUCCAACGGCAACAUCAUCGUAGCCGACUGGGGCAACAGCCGGAUCCAGGACAGGUCAGAGCCCCUGAGAACGUCCACCCGCCGCAGCGAACUGAGCAGAGCCCUGAGCUGGCAGCGCAGGCGGGAGGAGACGGGCGAGUGCGGCUCUGCGACCGACGUCGGCAGCCGGGCAAAGGCAGGAAGCAGCCCAGGGAACCGGCCGGGUGCAGAACAAACAGGCCCUUGCUGUGAUCCCCAAGGCCUGGGCUGGCGAAUGGGUCUGGGUUCCCUUUCCCACCCGCCUGCAGCAGGGCGCUGUGGGCCUGGAGGGUAAAGGGCCAGGGGAAGGUGGCAACACCCGGAACUGCCUGGGGAUGUCCAACCAGCAUGGACCUUCAGCAGUGCCCAGCCCCGGCAGCUGGCUCCAUGCUGCUGUGAAAGGUCGCUGGCGCUGCCCGUGGGUGGCUCAUUCUUAGGUGGGCUUUGUGCAUCCCUUAUACUGUGUGCUGCAACAUCGCCCAACGGCACCCAGCUGGGAGAAGGCACCUCUCACGUGUGUAAGGAACACUGGCCAUGCCUGGACCUCCGGGCGUGGCGCAGCCAACUCGUUGGCAUGGCUGUGGCAUGUGGGGGCAGCCUGGCGUACUUCCUUCUGAAACCAGAGAAACCCACCUCCAGGUUUGUCCCAGUACCAGAGGAGCCAGCACAACCCAGUUUAUAGGGGCCGCGUGGGCUCCCUAGCUAGGCCUGAGAACCGAGCCGCUGUAAGCACAUCCACUCAACGUGGAGUCCCCGGUGACGAUGACAUUUCGGGACCGGCCAGGGAGCCAGUUUUGAAUCUAUUGCACGGGUGCUGUCAUGAUUUUGUGUCAUUCUCGGGUUUUGAUCAGAAUGUUGUGUGGUACCAAAGCAAACGCCUUUCAGCCGCCUGUCUGUUACAGCAGCCAAACUGGUCAUCGCCUCAAACAAGUAAUGUCAGUGUCACAAGGUCUGUAGCCAUAAACCGAUGUUGAGUGGCAUUAAUUCCGUCAUCUCCACUAACGCUUUAGGAAUCAUGUCCCAUGUUGGCCAUUUCACUACUUUGCCCAGGAUUGAUGUCAGACUGACAGGCUGCUCCAGGCCAGCCCUUUGGCCCUUUUGAAAUAUUGGCACAAUAUUAGCUGUCAUCCAGUCUUCUGGAACAACCUCAGACUUACUGAAAACCAACGUUAAUGGUCCAGCAAGCUCCUCAGCCAGCUCUUUUCAAACCCUUGGAUGCGAGCUUACUUGGGGUGCUGAUUUAUAAACAUCUAUUGUUAGUAGCUGCUGUUUAACAUCCUCCAGCGAUUCUAGUGGAAUGGAACAAGUGCCAACCUCGUCAUUUGAUAGGAUGACAGGAUGUUUUUUCCCCCAAUACAAGAUAAAUAUAUUUAUUCAACACUUUUUCCUUUUCUGCAUUAUUAUUGACCAAAUCUCUCAGUUCUGCCUUGUAAUACACCAAUA